AUGCCUUACAUCGUCGCCGUAACCCCCAACAUCCCAUCCGCCAACAAGGACGAGUUCCUCGGAGUAUGGCCCUCGAUCAAGGCCGACAUCGCUAAGCAGCCCGGUGUCCUCGGCGUAUCAGGCGGCGAAGUCAUAGGAGAGAACUUCUCGCCCGUCUCGGACUUCAAGUUCUUCCAGACAAUGGCCUUCGCGUCACCCGAAGACGAAAAGGCAUUCGCCGACUCGGCAUGGGCGAAGGAACACUUCGAAAAGGCACAAGCAAAGAUGGCCGGCCCGCCGAUGAUCAGGAAGUUCCAGACCGGCGACUUCCCCGACGCCAAGCCCAAGGCCCUGACGCAGUUCUCCUUCCUCGAGCUGGCGGACGAGGGCAAGCACGAUGAGGCGAAGCAGGCGUGGAUGGAUCUCGUCGCUGCGAUUGGGGACACGUCCUUCGGUGGGCGCAGCGCGGAUGAUGGUCCCACGACCGGACUUGGUGUUCUUGGAUGGGAUAGUAGAGAUCAAGCUAUUGAGGUAUACAAGAAGCCUGAGGUGGCGUCGGCUUGGGAUAAGUACAAGGGUUUUGGGAAGACGACUACCAUCUUGGUGAAGCUUGAGGCAUAG
Colletotrichum karsti is the source of this 600-nucleotide messenger RNA. RefSeq lists its product as uncharacterized. The transcript has 3 exons. The record is from RefSeq and is a predicted model, not a curated record. Bases 1 to 600 code for a protein of 199 amino acids. Lineage: Eukaryota; Fungi; Ascomycota; Sordariomycetes; Glomerellales; Glomerellaceae.